CAACAUGCUACUAAAUACGGUAUUUCGACUUGAUCGCAGCCCUGAAAUUGAUAGCGACAUGCAGAAAUGGAAGAUUCCCUCAUCAUUGUCCCACUAAACAGGGUACCUUUGAGCUGACAAAUGCGGUGUGAACGCCGGGAAGGCAAGUGUAUUUCUCCUACAAACAAUUGGUCACUCCGAAUCCCUUACAGAUAGAAAUCUCGAUGUCUAUAUCUAGGGUCUAAGGUUGCAUCGCAUCGCAUCGAGCUAGCCUCCGCGGCCGGCGCUCUUGGAACUCCACAGUGGAAAUACUUGUCCGUCGGGCAGAAUGCCGAGACUUUAGUCUCCCCCAGAUCCACGCGCGAUCAAUCGUUCGUUCGCCAUCUUCUCAUAGAUAGUAGUAUACCGACAUAUAAUCAAAGAGAUGUCGGUGACAGCCGAUAUUGAGAAGGCAUUUCCCGCCCGCAACGUUGACGAUCAAGAAACCCUGGGUCACCAUGACCCCAACUACACUUUCAGCAACAAGUCGUCACAACCACCACCACCCAGACAUGAAGAAGAUGAGGAAGAAGAAAUCACAAGAAUACCAACACACAGCUCUCAAGCCUCACGACCCAAAAAGUCAGUAUUGGGACUAGCGAAAACAAUCACCGCGCGAUCAUGUGCCUCCGUCAUCGACCCUGGACCACCACCAGACGGCGGCGCCAAAGCCUGGACACAAGCCUUCAUGGGCCACUUCGUCGUAUUCAACACAUGGGGCAUGAUCGCAACAUUCGGCGUAUUCCAGCAACACUACACGCUUGAUCUAGGUCUUGAGCCAUCCGCCGUGUCGUGGGUGGGCAGCAUGCAGAUGCUAGGCCACUUCUCCCUAGGCAUACUCACCGGCCGCCUUUUCGACGCAGGGUAUUUCUACUGGACCAUGAUCCCCGGUAUGCUGAUUUCAGCUGUGGGCAUGUUCAUGACGAGUUUGUGCACGCAGUACUGGCACUUUUUCCUCGCGCAGGGCGUGAUGAACGGCUUGGGAAACGGCAUGCAGUUUGCGCCUGCGCUGUCGCUUGUUACGACGUAUUUCUCGACAAAUCGGAGCGUGGCACUGGCUAUAAUGGCUUCGGGAUCGGCUACCGGUGGCCUCGUGUAUCCUACUAUCGCGAGACAGUUACUCCCUAGGAUCGGCUUUCCGUGGACUGUAAGAGCCAUGGGCUUCAUCAUGUUAGCCGUUGGAGCACUGUACUGCUCACUGCUCAAACCGCGCCUUCCCCCGCGGAAAUCAGGCCCUAUGUUUGAGUUCAGCGCGUUCAGGGAGUUACCUUACGCUCUAUUCUGCAUCGCCAUCUUCCUCAUCUGCUUGGGACAGUAUUUUGCUUUCUACUACAUAUCGUCCUUUGCCGUUGACAUCUUGCACCUGCCCUACGGCACAUCCAUCAACGUUCUUCUCGUACUCAACGGCAUCGGUGUUUUGGGUCGUCUAGUUCCAUCGUAUUUCGCGGACAAAUUCACGGGUCCGUAUAAUAUUCUCAUUCCCUUUUGUUUCAUCUCCGCUAUCGCGUUGUUCUUUUGGCCUUUCGUCAAGGGCGAAGCGGGUCUCUUCGGAUGGUGCAUUACUUUCGGCUUCUUUGUCGCUGGCUUUCAGGGCAUUUUCCCUUCUGCAUUGACUACUCUAACCAAGGACAUGAGCAAAGUGGGGACGAGGAAUGGGCAAGGGUUCGCGGUCGUGGGAUUGGGAACCUUUAUUGGGCCGCCGAUCGCGGGUGCACUGAUACAGAACUAUGGUGGUGGAUAUCUAGUUGCGCAGAUGUUUGCGGGCACUGCAGUGUUUUUGGGAAGUGUGAUACUGGUCAUUGGACGGUGUAGUAUAACGGGGUGGAAGUUCAAAGUACGAGCCUGAGAGACAGAGAUGGAUGAGGCAAGCGCGUUCUCCAAUCAAUGAGAUAUAUGCGUACUUUUUGACAGAUUCCUUUCAAGGCAACACGUUUCAUACCCAGCGUCGCUCACCCUUUGAGUGGCACAUACGUCCCAUUCAAGCCGCACCCCGGGUGUCCCUCACAUGUCGAAAUAGUAUGAACAUACCUAAUCUUCCCCUUCUCAACGCGAAACGUAUGGCUAUCAGGCGCAGGGAGCUUGCUUGCUCUAUCAAGCCCAGGAAAGCCAACGUAAAUAUUAACAGUCCCCAUCUCAACAUCCACAACA
Molecule: messenger RNA, 2166 nt
Organism: Cucurbitaria berberidis CBS 394.84
Lineage: Eukaryota; Fungi; Ascomycota; Dothideomycetes; Pleosporales; Cucurbitariaceae
Product: MFS general substrate transporter
Exons: 1
Coding region: 404-1864 (486 amino acids)
Biological process (GO): transmembrane transport
Cellular component (GO): fungal-type vacuole membrane
Molecular function (GO): transmembrane transporter activity
Source: RefSeq, a predicted model, not a curated record